Puccinia triticina is the source of this 465-nucleotide messenger RNA. RefSeq lists its product as uncharacterized. The record is from RefSeq and is a predicted model, not a curated record. The transcript is spliced from 3 exons. NCBI's taxonomy places the organism in Eukaryota, Fungi, Basidiomycota, Pucciniomycetes, Pucciniales, Pucciniaceae. Bases 1 to 465 code for a protein of 154 amino acids.
AUGCCGCUCCAUGACUUGUCCUCAUCGACCUCUCUGGGAGUCUACAUCGAGCGGAGCCAGUCUCUCCUUGCCAGCGGCUUUGCAGGAGGCCGGACUGAUAACUUAUCGGGCAUUCUUGCGCGCAGAUCGAAUCCACUCUUAUUUGGCCGCAGAGCUCGCAUGGCCAAAAUCGACCUCAUUGACUUUUCAGAGGUGCACAUGCUCCAGACGAACAAUAUCCUUAAUUUUGUAGAACUCGGACACGCUGCAAGGAUCCAAGUGCAGAGACAGAAGCCAGGACACGCUCGCGUGUGUGUGGGCUGGGCCCAAGCCACGCCGCCCUCGCGACCGAAACGGGCGGCGGAUAGCCCGGCGCAGACGCCCAGGUUGCCCGAGGCUGCGGCCUCUUGGCACCAGCCACUGGCGCGCAAAGGGGGUGGUGACCGCCACAUCAUCGCCGUGUUCCCCGAGCCCGAGUGUCCAUGA